GCUAUACUUUGCAAGGCCGACUAUCUGCAGUGUUUCAAAACGUGAGUAAUACUAGCUUUACAGAUGAACAAGCUAGUAAGUAUGAAAUGGACAGAGAUGAUUAUCUUGCUAAAGUUGAAAUAUCUGUUUUAAGUGCUGUCUUCUUAUGUGCUACUGUGUCUAACUCCAUUUUGCUUAUGGUUCUCUGGAAGAGGAGAAAGCAGGCUUCAAGAAUGCAUGUCUUUGUCUUACAUCUAUGCCUGGCAGACUUGGUAGUUGCCUACUUUCAGAUAUUCCCCCAGCUUUUCUGGGACAUCACUGACAGAUUUAUUGGACCUGAUGUUAUUUGUAAACUGAUAAAGUACUUGCAGAUAGUUGGCAUGUUUGCUUCAACAUACAUGAUUGUUGCAAUGACCAUUGAUAGGUAUCAGGCCAUUUGCAACCCAAUGGUGACAUUUCAGCGAAAACGUGCUCGGUGGAACAUCCCUGUCUGUAUUGCAUGGACCAUCUCCCUCAUUGGUAGUCUUCCGCAAAUCUUCAUUUUCUCCAGAGUUGAAGUCACGCCACAGGUGUUUGACUGCUGGGCUAACUUUAUUGAGCCAUGGGGACUAAAAGCAUAUAUAACAUGGAUAACCCUGGUGAUCUUCAUCCUCCCUGUCUUAACAAUCAUAAUCUGUCAGAUAAAAAUAUUUAAGGCCAUACAGAUCAACCUGUAUUCGAAGACACAUCAAAGUGUGGAAAAUAACAACAAGAUUCCAAUGCAAUCAAGAGCGAGCAGCAUCACAGGGGUAUCAAAAGCCCGAAUUAAAACCGUGAAGAUGACAGUAGUAAUACUAAUAGCAUAUGUCACAUGCUGGACUCCAUUUUUCACAGUGCAGCUUUGGUCUGCUUGGGAUCCAGAAGCACCUACAGAAACUGCCACUUUCAUUAUCUUAAUGCUGCUUGCUAGCCUGAAUAGCUGCACAAACCCUUUCAUCUACCUGCUAUUCAGUGGAAAGCCUUCCAAAAAUUUGGCUAAUCUGCUAUGUGGAAAACGACCCAUACAGAGGGACUCUAUUCCAGAUGAGCCUACCUUAUUCAGUUCUCUAUAUAUGAGCCGGAGAAGUCUGGCUGACGUCAAACAGCUCUCUUACUUAGAUUAUUAAAAUCAUUGUAAUCAUAUAGAGCUAUUAAUGUAACAUAACAACACUGUAUGAAGACUGCAUGCCUACUGCGACAUUUCUACAGUACAUAUGAAAGGGAGAAGAUACUGCUGUGAAUGAAUAAGUGACUAAGCACUUCUUCGCUGAAGCAUGACAGCACUUUGUAAGUGAAAUGAUGCAUAUACCUCAUGGUGAAAAAGUCAGCUGAUGCACAGUAUUGUGAAUGCUUCUCAGAUUUCAGAUGUAGCUGCACCGGCAGUGGCUCAUGCCAUGAACAAAAGCAGACUGAAGCCAUACAUUCAUUCAUGUAUCAGGCAGUAUUGUAACAACAAGAACUGUGGCUUGUAGCAGUGUUCCACUAGAGGUUUUUGAAGUCUGAUUUUGCAAAAAGGGGUUCAGUAAGUUCUUAGUUGCAGAUAAGUGUGUGAGUAGAAACAGUGACCACUGGCUAUCUAAUAUAGCAGGAUACCCCCUGUUCCAUAAACUCUGAAAUUACCUGGGAGAUAGGAUUCAGGGAAUCCAUCACUGGCUGCAGAUAAGUGCGUGAGUAGGAAUAGUGACCACUAGCUGUUUCAUGUGGGAGCAUACCCCCCGUGCCCCAAAUAUUAAAAUCUGUCUACUCUGAAAUUGUCAAGGGACCUCAAGGGCAAGCUCUGUUUAUAGGGAAAGUGCAGCUGAUAUUUGAACAUCUGGGGAGAAGGAUUCAGGGAAUGUGUCACUGACUUACUUUGGAUAAGUGUUUUGAUUAACUGUAUCAUUCUUUCAUAUUAUAUAUAUAUAGAGUCAAAGAAGUUGCUAUAAGUAUCUGUCAGUAAAUUGCAAACAGACAUUGCCAUUACAUUCUGACCUAGGUUUUUUUCCUUGUUCCUUUUAAAGUUAAGGAUUUAUCUCCAUAAAAAAUAUACCUAAAUUUAUUAUAAAGACAGUAAUGAAGAAAGGAAAUGAGUUCAGAGCAUAGAAAACAGGAAAUGAUCAGGAAAUGAUACAUUUCGGUUAAGUGUUCGUUUUUUACUAAUCAUACCUGGAAUCGUGCUUAAUGUCAGUCAUUAACAAUCCAGUGUCUUCUGUAGUUAUUGUCUGUUGUUAAACAUAUCGAUAACCUCUGAUUUUUUAGGGGUCACACC
Messenger RNA from Protopterus annectens (West African lungfish), 2245 nucleotides. RefSeq names its product vasopressin V2 receptor-like. The record is from RefSeq and is a predicted model, not a curated record. Gene Ontology annotation, cellular component: membrane. The transcript has 2 exons. Bases 87 to 1124 code for a protein of 345 amino acids. Gene Ontology annotation, biological process: G protein-coupled receptor signaling pathway; regulation of systemic arterial blood pressure by vasopressin; positive regulation of vasoconstriction. Gene Ontology annotation, molecular function: peptide binding; vasopressin receptor activity. NCBI's taxonomy places the organism in Eukaryota, Metazoa, Chordata, Ceratodontiformes, Protopteridae.